AACAAACGAUAAAUAAGAACCAAAAACAAGAGAUACCAAUGAACCUAGACAUGUACCCACCCAAAGCCCGGUCGCAGAGACGCCUAUAUAAGGAACAAUAAAUUACCAAAAGAAGAAGAACAACAAGCAAAAAAAACUAAGAAAAACUCAAAGAUACAAAAAAUAAUAAUAAUGGGGAAAGGAGGAAACUACGUGAAGAUGGCGGUUUCGGAGGUGGAGGAGCUACGACGAAAGAACGGGGAGAUGGAAAAGGAAGUGGAGGAGAUGAAGAAAGAGAUGUUACAGCUUUGGAGGCGGACGCAGGUGGCAGAGGAGGCGGAGGAGCAUCUUUGCUCUCAGCUGGCUGAGCUUGAAGCAGAAUCUUUAGACCAGGCUCGUGAUUACCACUCUCGCAUCAUUUUGCUCAUGAACGAGCUCUCUCGUCUCUCUUCCGACUCGGACUCCUGCUCACCAUAGACAAAGAUAAAUAUCUGUGUAAAGGAUAGGUUCUUAGAUUGUUGGAUGCAUGAUGUAUCCUCCAAAUGGUUCAUAUCAAUGCCAUCAUGUACAGUUUUUUGUUUUGUUAAAAUUCGAAAUUCCUUCGUAAAUUCUUAUUGCUUGCUCUCAUCCCAUUAGUUGGAUGUCUAGCAAUACCGAAUAUUCAAUGCUAAAUCUGAAACACAUUUAUGUUGUCUGAAAAA
Camelina sativa (false flax) is the source of this 680-nucleotide messenger RNA. NCBI's taxonomy places the organism in Eukaryota, Viridiplantae, Streptophyta, Magnoliopsida, Brassicales, Brassicaceae. The record is from RefSeq and is a predicted model, not a curated record.